Lodderomyces oxycetoniae is the source of this 1263-nucleotide messenger RNA. It is a transcript of the gene BEM1, whose product is annotated as phosphatidylinositol-3-phosphate-binding protein. Gene Ontology annotation, cellular component: mating projection tip; cytoplasm. Gene Ontology annotation, molecular function: protein-macromolecule adaptor activity; protein binding; phosphatidylinositol binding. Gene Ontology annotation, biological process: conjugation with cellular fusion. The coding region runs from base 1 to 1263 and encodes 420 amino acids. The transcript has a single exon. Lineage: Eukaryota; Fungi; Ascomycota; Pichiomycetes; Serinales; Debaryomycetaceae. The record is from RefSeq and is a predicted model, not a curated record.
AUGCCGUUAUUUGCCGUUACGCUAUAUGAAUUCAAUGCUGAAAGAGAUGACGAGCUAGACGUUAGUCCUGGUGAAAAUCUAACCAUUUGCGCCCAUUAUGAUUAUGAGUGGUUUAUCGCUAAACCAAUUAACAGACUAGGCGGACCAGGGUUGGUGCCGGUGUCAUAUGUCAAGGUUAUAGAUCUAAUGAACCCGGCAAAGUAUGCUUCUACAGAUACUUAUGACCGAGAACAAGUGAUCAAGAUCAUUGACGAGUUCAAGAUCCCCACAGUGGAAGAAUGGAAAGACCAAACCAAAAAGUACGAAGCUUCAAGUAUCAAUAUCGGCAAUACCAGUACCAGAUCUUCAUCCUCAAACCAAUCUUCAAGAAACUCAAUCUGGAUUGAAAAAUGCAAUGUUUCUUCUUACCAACUAUACGAUGGACGAUAUCAAUACCUCAUCACGGCGAAAUUAUCAAAUGGCAAAACGAGGCAGUUGUAUCGAUAUUAUCAAGAUUUUUACGAUUUGCAAGUCAAAUUAUUGGAGUUAUUCCCAUAUGAAGCGGGCAAAAUCGAAAACUCCAAGAGGACUAUUCCAUCUAUACCGGGGCCCUUGAUUAAUGUCAAUGACUCAAUAUCGAAACUAAGGAGGGAGAAGCUAGAUUUUUAUUUAUCCAACUUGAUAGCGUUACCAACACAUAUAUCACGCUGCCACGAAGUCUUGAAUUUAUUCGAGGUUUUGAAUAAUGGGUUUGAUUCAGAGCUGGACAGUAAAAGAGCAUCUAAACCCAUUAGUCAAAUAUCCAACUCCCACCAGGAUAGAUUAUCUCAAUAUCGAGGAGGAGAAACCGAGUCAAUUAAUAACAGUAAUAGUAGUAAUAAUAACAAUAACAAUACCAAUACCAACACCAACAGUUAUAGUUACAGUAACAGUACCAACAGUAGCAAACAAAUAUCAAAAGUAAAAGUGAAAUUUUACUACCAAGAUGACAUUUUUGCAUUAUUAUUACCAACAAACUUACGAUUACAAGACUUGAAAACAAAACUAUUCAAAAGAUUGGAACUAGAUGAUAUUACACAACAUAAUUUUACUACACCAAAGACAACAGAUUCAAUACGAUUGUUCUUAAGAAAUGAUUAUGAGGACUUUCUUCACGAGAACAAUAUAACAGAAAUUGACUUUAACUUACACGGCUCAAGAUUAAUAGAGUUUGAAGUAGACGAUGACUUCAAGUUCCAUGAAGUUUUGUUUGACAAGUGUAAAUUGAUUAUUACAGUAGUUUGA